AUGAGCGGAGACCUUGAAUCUGAGAAUGAUGGCGGUAGCGCCGACGCUGUGAGUAGAUUGCUGAGUACGAAUACGACGCUGGGAAUUAUCGCUGGGCUCACGCUGGCAGCUGCGAACGAGCAUCAGGACGAGGACGAAGGUCAUAUCCCUCCUAUGCCGGGGCCGCUUGGGCGAACUCGACGGAGAAGCGUCUUUGGUCUACUUGGAGCUGGUCCCAACAGCUUUGCCGCUUCGAGUCCUGUCAAGAAGCCGCAUGGGGCCCACUCUGCCGUGUUUUCCGUGCAAGCACCUCGUGAGACGAUCCAGAGACUGCAGAACCACAACAAGCUACUCCAACAAGAAUUAUCGAUCGAAGCGAGAGCAGCUCGAGAGUUGUUAGGCCAGGAAAAGCGCAGUCGAGUCGAGCAGCUCCGAUCCUCGCUCGCCGCAUUCGGUGGAAAGCUCGCCAAGGCGCAGCGUCAGGUGGAGAAAACCGAGCAGAUUAUCCACCGGAAAACUCGAGAGCUAGCAGCUUUGCGUCUAGCAUUGCAGCCAAUUCCUGCACACGAAGCCGCAGCACAGAUCGCCGCCGAAGCCGAGGCCGGUACGCCUGGCAAACCUUUAGCUGGGGCGGCCGCUGCUGCUGCAGUUUCAGGAAGACUCCGCGUGGCGGAAAACCGCUUAGAACUCGCUCUCGUCCGCAAGAAUGAGGUCGAUUCUGCCAAUAAACAGUUGCUCGCUCGAGUGGAUGCUGCUCGACGAGACCGAAUCAUCUUUGACGGCAUUUAUAAGAAGCUCGAGCGAGAAACUAGCGGAUGCAGGUCUCGUCAUGAACAGGCGAAAGCUGACUUGACGCGAGCAACCCAGGCUCGAGAAGCGUUGGCUCGUGAAGUUGCACGGCUACAGGAUGCUGCUGAACGCGAGCAGUUUGAGUUCGAGCACCAAUUCCAGGACCUUAAGCACAGUAUCGAGCACUGGCGCCGCGAAACGGGAUUGCGUCUGGCUGCCAGUGAGUUGCAAAACUCAUCGUUGGGGUUAUCGGAACUGGAUGCAAACUCCGAGUACGAUAAAACUGGUGCAGGAACGCUCUCUCGAGUCACUGCGUUGUCAACGUGGAAAAUUGGUGUGGAUCGAGCCCUCACGUCGGUCCCUGAUAGCUUAAUGACCAAAUAUGAUCAAGCCUUUUCCGCUAUACGUGAGCGAACAGGACUGCAGGACGCCUCAGCUCUAGCUCAGGACUUACUGGCACGCGAUGCAGCCAAUUUUCAGCGCUUCAAGCGUGUGGAGGAACUGAGUCGUGAGGAAGUGGCACUUCAGACUCAAGUGGCUACACUCACCACGCAGUUUGAGACUUUCAAAGCGCGUGAAGGCAUCGCAAGUCGAGCCUCGCAGAAACAGCAAUGCAGGCGCGUUGAAGCAGCUUUGCGUGAAACCCAACAGGCUUGCGACGACCUGGACGCUGAGAUCGAGGAACGAGAUGCUGUAUUGGCCAGAAUUAAGACCUCGGUGCACUCGGUUCGCAACACGAUGGCUCAUGCAGCCUCAGGUGGUGGUACCACGAGUGGAAAUGCAACGGCACUCGGACAGGGCAUCACGGACUCGAAUGUUAUCGAAUAUUUGCAGGCUAUUGAGAUGUACACGACGGCACUACUACAGAGCAAAGCUGGUGGUGAAGCAAGUGCAACUUCACCGGCGAAAGCACGCGGUCAAGGUACAGUACAAGCGCAGACAUCGAACGCAGAUGCAGCCUCACCACUCCCAGUGGGACAUGGCCCGCCGACACUAUCGUCUGAUCCGCGUCAAAAGCUUCGUGUGCAUGUGCCAUCAUUUGGUGGAGUUGAUGGGGUCAUCGAGCUGCCUGCGCCUCUGGCAUCCGAUGGAGGCACCAGCCCGACAUCGAAACGGCAUAGCUCGAAGCCGUCACGCCGUACAUCAUGUCGUGAAUCGGUUUCUCUACGCCAAUUCGCUGGAGCACUCGCUGUAGCUACUUCACUGGGGGAAGAAAUGAUGGGGAACCACCGACGAGUUGGAAACGAUAAGAAAACCCCCGAAGCUAGCAGAAUUGCAACUGGAGAGGAAAUGGAAGACGAUGACGAGGACGAGCGAGCGCUUAGCUAUGAAGAACUCAAACGUUUUGCAGAGAAGAACACGAAAAGCAAGCGGCGUGGAAACACUUCUUCUAAGGUGCAUCGCUGA
Messenger RNA from Phytophthora infestans T30-4, 2175 nucleotides. RefSeq lists its product as uncharacterized. The record is from RefSeq and is a predicted model, not a curated record. The coding region runs from base 1 to 2175 and encodes 724 amino acids. The transcript has a single exon. Lineage: Eukaryota; Oomycota; Peronosporomycetes; Peronosporales; Peronosporaceae.